AUGAAGCCCAUCGUCGAUACUCCUGCUACUCGCGAGAGCAAUUUGGAUGCUCUGGUUGAGUUGUAUGCCACUCUUCAGGAAGACGACCUUUUCUAUGGUACCUGGCGCAGAAGAUGCCAGUUCGUCGAGACCAACGCCGCUCUCUCAUACGAGCAGAACGGCGUUUGGGACAAGGCUCAAGCAAUGUAUGAGCAGGCACAGAUUAAGGCUCGUACUGGCUCGAUUGCCUUUUCGCCUGGCGAGUACAUGCUCUGGGAAGAUCACUGGGUCUAUUGCGCAGAGAAGCUUCAACAAUGGGAAAUCCUCGGUGACUUUGCUAAGCACGAAAACCUGAAUGAUCUUUUCCUCGAGGCAACCUGGCGCAACUUCGAUGCUUGGGAGGAGCCUGACAACCGAGCUCAGCUAGACACUAUCAUCAAGGCCGUUUCUGAUGCUCCAACACCGCGCCGCAUGUUCUUCCAAGCCUUCAUGUCACUGCUGAAGCUUCACAACAAGACUGAAACUCAACAAGACUUCAACCGCAUCUGCGACGAGAACAUCCAGCUCUCAAUCAAGAACUGGCACAAGCUUCCCAAGCAAAUAACACAAGCUCAUAUUGGGUUGCUACAGAACUUCCAGAAUUUGGUGGAACUGCACGAUGCAAGUGUGAUUUGUAGCAGCCUGGCCCAGACCACAUCUGCCAACCUUGAUGUCAAGAGUCAAGAGCUCAAGCUCCUUCUCGGUACGUGGCGGGACAGACUGCCCAACUUCUGGGACGACAUCAAUUCGUGGCAGGACUUGGUCACCUGGCGUCAACAUAUCUUCCAGCUUAUCAACAGAACGUACUUGACACUGCUACCAUCGACGAACCAGGGCAACGCCACUGGUCAGUCGUAUGCUUACCGUGGCUACCAUGAGACGGCUUGGAUUAUCAAUCGCUUUGCACAUGUCGCUCGCAAGCACCAGAUGCCUGACGUCUGUAUCACCCAACUGAGUAGAAUCUACACCCUGCCCAACAUUGAGAUUCAAGAAGCCUUCCUCAAGCUGAGAGAGCAGGCCAAGUGCUGUUAUCAGAACCGCAAUGAGCUCACUAGUGGCUUGGAUGUCAUUAACAACACCAAUCUCAACUACUUUGGUGCUCAGCAGAAGGCCGAGUUCUACACACUCAAGGGUAUGUUCCUGGCCAAGCUCAACCACAAGGAAGAAGCCAACGACGCAUUCGGCACUGCUCUCUACUUCGACAUCAAGCUUCCCAAGGCGUGGAGUGAAUGGGGUAGAUACAACGAUAUGCUCUUCAAGGAAAAGCCUGACGAGAGCAUCGACAAAGCUAGUGCUGCCAUCAGUUGCUAUCUCGAAGCCGCUGGUCAAUACAAGAGUGCCAAGUCAAGGAAGCUCCUUAGCAGAAUUCUCUGGCUUCUCAGUUUGGACGAUGCAGAGAACACACUCGCAAAGGCAUUUGAAAACUUCAAGGGAGAGACUCCUGUGUGGUACUGGAUCACCUUUAUUCCUCAGCUGCUCAACAACUUGUCUCGAACCCCUAGCGAGGCCAACAUCGCUCAUGGCAUCUUGAGCAAGCUCGCAAAGACGUACCCUCAGGCACUUUACUUCCAGCUGCGCACCAGUCGUGAAGAUAUGUCGGUCAUCAAGCGAAGUCAAGAGGCAAAGGAAGCCAAAGAGAAGCAAGCACGGGCCAAGCAAUCUGGAGGUGCUACACCAGCUGAAGGUGCCAAGUCAGAGACGAAGCCUAAUGGAGAUUCUGCCAGUGCCACUCCUCAGCCAAAGGUUGAGGGUCAAGAUACAAGUCAGGUGCCGAAGCCUGAAGCUGCUGAGCCAGCGAAGCCUAAGAAGCCAUGGGAUCACACUGAAGAACUCACCCAGACGCUCAAGACGGCAUUCCCUCUAUUGGCCUUGUCGAUGGAAACUAUGGUUGAUCAGGUCCAAAAGUAUUUCAAGUGUACUCUGGACGAGGAUGCAUACCGUCUCAUCGUCGCUUUGCUGAACGAUGGCUUGGCAUAUGUCGGCAGAUACCCAACUUCUUACGCCCAAGGCGUGAACUUGCCGCCAUCGACCGAGGCCAACAUCACUAGAUUUGCUGAGUCAAUCUUGCCAGCUCAUAUCCGCAAGUCUUUCGAAGCCGACUUUGUGACCAAAAAGCCGUCGAUGUUCGAAUACAUCGCCAAGCUACGCAGGUGGAGAGACAGGUUCGAGGAAAAGCUCGAUCGCAGAACAUCUAAAUGGCAUCUCGAACAGACUACUCAUUUGGCUGAAUUCCGCUUCUUGAAGUUUGACGAAGUCGAGGUGCCUGGGCAGUAUUUGCAGCACCGUGAUAAGAACCAAGACUUUGUUAGGAUUGAGCGAUUCUUACCCGAUGUUGAGCUCGUCAGAGGCGUCACUGGCUGUCAUAGAAGACUAACCAUCCGUGGUCACGAUGGAAGUGUGCAUCCAUUUGCCGUUCAGCACCCGACCGCCAGACACAGCAGACGCGAAGAGAGAGUUACGCAGUUGUUCAGAAUCUUCAACAGUACAUUGGCGAAGAAGAAGGAGAGUAGACGCCGGAACUUGCAGUUCCAUCUACCUCUGAUGAUUCCGUUGUCUCCUAGUAUCCGCAUGGUUCAGGAUGAUGCUUCGUACAUCAGCUUGCAAGGAAUCUACGAAGACUACUGUCGCCGCAACGGCAUCAACAAGGACGACCCGGUCCUGUUCCAAAUCGACAAGCUCCGCGCCUUGACACCGGUAAGUAAUCCCAAAGGCGUAGCAAAAAAGCACGACACUGACUUAUGGUUCCAGCAAAAACCUGAGCAGGCUGCAAGUAUCCGUUUGGAGACGUUCAAUGCAAUCCAAGAAAAGUAUGUUCCAAGCGAUGUUGUUCAGGACUACUUCCAACAGACGUACCCUUCGUACGACUCGCUCUGGUUGUUCCGUCGCCAGUUCUCUGCACAGUUGGCUGCUCUGACGUUCAUCACAUUCACCAUGCACAUGACGAUGCGCUACCCUCACAAGAUGUCCAUUUCGCGUGGUACUGGUAACAUUUGGGGAUUAGAGUUGGUUCCUGCAAUGGCUGCCGCCAAGCCAUACUUCCACAAUCCUGAAGCAGUGCCUUUCCGUCUUACCCCCAACUUGCAGACUUUGAUGGGCCCGAUCCACACUGAGGGCAUCUUCGUUGCUGCUCUGAUGGCCAUCGCUCGCUGUUUGACCGACUCGUCUUCUUCGCCCACAACCUCGACACCACCCGCCGUUCCCACACCUACCAACUCAGGCAGCGGUGGUAACAAUCAAGACGAGACGGAGAGCAACACAUCAGACCUUGAAGGCCAAUUGAGCGUGUUCAUCCGCGACGAGAUGAACUUCUGGUCGUUGCAGCAGCACAAGCAAAGCAUCAAGGAUGGUGAACUGCGUGAGCACGUGUACCGCAAUGCCACGCACAUUGUCAAGAAAGCGGUCGCUAUGGCGAAGGAGCCGGAUGCAAAGAACUUGCCUGCCAGUCAGAGCGUGCUGGACCUGGUGGCCAAGGCUACUGAGCCCAAGAACCUCUGCACAACUGAUGCGCUCUGGCAGGCUUGGCUGUAG
Molecule: messenger RNA, 3546 nt
Organism: Aureobasidium uvarum
Lineage: Eukaryota; Fungi; Ascomycota; Dothideomycetes; Dothideales; Saccotheciaceae
Source: the annotation of a GenBank genome assembly